Molecule: messenger RNA, 3040 nt
Organism: Aspergillus saccharolyticus JOP 1030-1
Lineage: Eukaryota; Fungi; Ascomycota; Eurotiomycetes; Eurotiales; Aspergillaceae
Product: methionine aminopeptidase
Exons: 11
Coding region: 48-2768 (906 amino acids)
Biological process (GO): proteolysis; sphingolipid biosynthetic process
Cellular component (GO): membrane
Molecular function (GO): sphingolipid delta-4 desaturase activity; metalloaminopeptidase activity
Source: RefSeq, a predicted model, not a curated record
UUUCUUUUCACUCAUACCAUACCCGGUUUCUCUCCAGCUUUUUCAACAUGGCUGCCCAGGCUAGUGAAAAGCUGCAGAAGCUCGACCUCAACGGUCAGAGCGGCGAUGCAAAGGUCGACGCUCCCGCCGCUGGUCAGGCUGGAACCGGAGAUGCGGAGGAUGAUUCCGACGACGAUGAAGUAGAGGAUAACGCUGGCGUUGAAGGUGCAGCCAAUGGAGCCGCCAAGAAAAAGAAGAAGCGCAAGUCCAAGAAGAAGAAGAAGGGCGGUCCCAAGGUCCAGAGCUCUCCUCCGCGCGUCCCGAUCUCGACCUUGUUCCCGAACAGCCAGUUUCCCGAAGGAGAAAUCGUUGAGUAUCAAAAUGAAAACUCUUACCGGACUACCAACGAGGAGAAGCGUUAUCUCGACCGCAUGAACAAUGACUUCCUGCAGGAGUACCGUCAGGGCGCUGAGGUGCACCGCCAGGUCCGUCAAUAUGCACAGAAGAACAUCAAGCCCGGCCAGACCUUGACAGAAAUCGCUGAGGGUAUUGAGGACGCUGUCCGUGCUCUUACUGGCCACCAGGGCUUGGAGGAGGGUGACAACCUUAAGGGUGGUAUGGGUUUCCCCUGUGGUUUGAGUAUCAACCACUGUGCCGCCCACUACACGCCCAAUGCAGGCAACAAGAUGGUUUUGCAACAGGGCGAUGUCAUGAAGGUCGAUUUCGGAGCCCACAUCAACGGACGCAUUGUUGAUAGUGCCUUUACCGUUGCCUUCGAUCCUGUCUAUGACCCUCUAUUGGCUGCCGUCAAGGACGCCACCAACACUGGUAUCCGGGAAGCUGGUAUUGAUGUCCGCAUGAGCGAUAUUGGUGCAGCCAUCCAGGAAGUCAUGGAGAGUUACGAGUGCGAAAUCAACGGAACUGUGCACCCCGUUAAAUGCAUUCGAAACCUGAACGGUCACAACAUUGACCAGCACAUCAUCCACGGUGGAAAGAGUGUUCCCAUCGUGAAGGGCGGAGAUCAGACCAAGAUGGAGGAGGGUGAAGUCUUCGCCAUCGAGACCUUCGGUAGUACCGGAAAGGGCUAUGUGCACGAGGAUAUGGAAACCUCCCAUUAUGCGCUGGUUCCGAACGCUACUCCGGUGCCUUUACGUCUCUCUUCCGCAAAGAAUCUGUUGAACGUUAUCAACAAAAAUUUUGGAACUCUUCCCUUCUGCCGUCGAUAUCUCGACCGGUUGGGUCAAGACAAGUAUCUCCUUGGGUUGAACAACCUGGUGCAGUCAGGCAUUGUACAGGACUACCCUCCCCUCUGCGAUAUCAAGGGCUCUUAUACUGCCCAGUACGAACACACCAUUGUUCUCAGACCUACCGUAAAGGAGGUUUGCACGCCUACAAGUCUGGGAGAGCAUGCAACAUACUUGCUCAAUCUAGCAUUGAUAAGAUUCUCAGAACAGGAUUUUCCUUUCAUUCCACCGUCAAUUGUUGCUCUCUUCAGUAUGUCCUCCUCCGUUAUUGAAGCUGCCGCCGCAGCUGGAACUUCGCCGCAUCUCCGCGUGUCUGCGAUCAAGAGUCAGGAUGCCCAGAACAUAACACAAGGCGACCAGCUCUCCGCCAGAAUCGCCCCUCCGGAGAAAUCUGCCGUUGAGGACCAUUUUUUCUGGACUUACACGGAGGAGCCUCAUCGAUCCAGGCGCCUGGCUAUUAUCAAAGCUCAUCCGGAGGUAACCAAGCUCUGUGGACCAGAGCCCCUGACCAAAUAUGUCGUUCUGGGUGUCGUCUUUCUUCAGAUCCUUUGCGCCUACCUCCUCCGCAAUACCUCCAUGCUGUCCUGGAAAUUUCUCGCAACCGCAUACGUAAUUGGGGCCACUUCAAACCAAAACCUCUUCCUUGCAAUUCAUGAGAUCUCCCACAACCUUGCCUUCCGGUCCGCCAUGGCCAACCGACUACUGGCCAUAUUUGCCAACCUUCCAAUUGGCUUGCCCUACAGUGCCGCCUUCCGGCCUUACCACCUCACCCAUCAUAAGUCUCUCGGUGUGAGCGGGCUGGAUACCGACCUCCCUACCGCCGUCGAAGCCUUCUUCCUUGAUUCGCUCCUAGGCAAGGCAUUCUUUUGCACAUUCCAAAUCUUUUUCUAUGCCGUCCGGCCUAUGUUCAUCUAUAGCCCUCCCUUCACACACAUCCACCUUCUGAACCUCGCUGUCCAGCUCUCCUUCGACUAUUCUCUCAUUCAAUUCUGCGGUGGUUCAAUCCAGCCCGUCCUCUACCUUCUCAUGAGCUCGUUUCUCGCUGGCUCCCUCCACCCUUGCGCCGGCCACUUCAUCGCGGAACAUUACUUCUUCUCUCAGGUUUCACACGGUACCGAGUCUCUUCAAGAGCUUAAGAACAGUAAAGAGGACCCCGCCAAACUGGUUCCGCAUCCGCUCGACUCUCUUCCCCCGCCUGAAACUUACUCCUAUUAUGGGCCCCUAAACUUCUUUACAUACAAUGUCGGACUGCACAAUGAGCACCAUGAUUUCCCCGCUAUACCCUGGACCAGGCUUCAUGAACUCCAUCGCAUCGCCAAAGAGUUCUAUGAGCCACUACCCUGCCACCAUAGCUGGGUGUGGGUGAUCUGGACCUUCAUCCUGGAUAAGAACGUCGGCAUGUGGUGUCGCGUCAAGAGAGCACAGGGCGGUCGUCUUGUGGGUGGAGGCGGCAAUGGUCGUGGUGGAGAGGGAAUUUCGGCUUCCUCGUCGGCUGGUCCGCAGGAACCCGAAAAUGGGUGGAAGGAAAGCGAGAUCCAAAACUGAUUUGCUCGCAUUAUCGACCUCAUUACGUUACUGUAUACGGUGUUUUUUGAUUGACGACCCCACAUCCAGCCUUGGGAAGUGUACUACUAUCCAGAUACUAUGCUUGCAACUAGACACGACAUAUAUCUUUCGCCCGGUCUUCAGUUUUGAGUUCCUCCUUCUAUCACAGACUGGUUUGCGCGGCUCCGAGUUAUGUAACCGAACAAGAUGGAGAUUCGCAAUGUUUGAUUGGUAGCCCGAUCGUCAUCUAGCCAGAAUAUAUUGAUGAACCG